GCUCUUGCAGACUUGGACGCACAGAAUGGUGAUCAGCGAAGAAAACAUGAUGAGGAUGUCCAGGAACUCUUAGUAGGACCUGAGGGAGUGGAACUUCAUGAGCUAGAAGAAGCUUGGGGCGGCGAUGCAUUACCAAUUGCUGUCUCACCACUGGCCCAGCAGGUUCGGCAUUCAUCUGGCAUUUCGCCAAACGCGUGGUAUCAAGCGGUCUGCUUCUAUGUCCGGGCUUGAUGACGGGAGGGGCACUGCGGACACCAGCACGAGCGCCAGUUUAGCCCGGAAUGCCCCGGGGGCAAGCUCGUUGGAAUUGUACCUCGUUCCGGAUUUCUUCUCGCCUUCUUCUGCACCACUUCCGCUCAAAGAGGACGCUGGUGCUGUGCCGCUCACUCCAACACUGGAAGCUCCGAUUCUGAUUCAUACAAUUGAGCCUGUAUAUCCUGCCAUCUACGCGACCCAAGUUGAAUCACUCCCUGUAUUCGCCACUGCUUUCGGAAAUAGCCCCCGCCUUCUUCGUCGCAUUGACAAUGACUACGUGAACCUGACAACCCUCGCUACCCUUUCCCAACCUCCACUUUUCGCUGAGAAGCUUUCGGUCCUCCUUAGUUCUUGCCGCAAUUCACAUACGAUUCCUUUCCCUUCGUCAUCUUGUUCUUCAGCCGGUGGCCUAUCCGGUUUCUGGAUUCCACUUGCGGACGUGCAGCGCCUUUGUGCACAUGGUGAUUUGAAUAUCCCUGCAUGUGUAGGAGAGCAGUUUUUGAGCGACAUCCUCCCAGACUUAUUCCCUGAGGGGAUUGCACAUGCGAGCAGGGCGUACAAGAAAGCAGGUGUGGGGAUGGCCGGUUUAGGACUUCAUGCGUGUCCGACCCCUCAACCCCUUUAUCAGCCUCGAGCUAUUGUAGAUGAUGAUGUGGGAUUUGACCGGCCACCCGCGAAGAGGAAGCCUGGGCGUCCCCGUCGUGCGCUUACAGAAGAGAGCAUGUCAACACUGAAUCGGUCCAAAAAGAUAGCACAUGUUAGCAACGGUAUCCGAAGGGCUUCUGUCCCCACAACUCCUGCUCGGAAUGCGACGAGGGCUUCGUUGAGAAGCAGCGUUCGGUCUGCCGCGAGUGCUUUCGCUGCCUAACGCUGUUUCAUCAUCCCCUACAAUGGACUAAUUAUUGUGCUUCUGGGUCCCUGGUUCGACUUCGUUU
This is a messenger RNA of Cantharellus anzutake, 1190 nucleotides long. RefSeq lists its product as uncharacterized. NCBI's taxonomy places the organism in Eukaryota, Fungi, Basidiomycota, Agaricomycetes, Cantharellales, Hydnaceae. Bases 125 to 1123 code for a protein of 332 amino acids. The transcript has 3 exons. The record is from RefSeq and is a predicted model, not a curated record. Gene Ontology annotation, molecular function: DNA binding.